AUGGUGCUUCGAGCGCCCGAGCUAGGGGAGCUCUCAGGCCAUCCUCGCGAGGGUGAAGUGGCCAUAUACAUAGUGGCUAUGCAGUGUGGUCUUCGACUCCCUCUGCAUCCCAUAGUACAGGGAGUCACCGUUGCUCUAAAGCUAGCCCCAGUCCAGUUGAUUCCAAAUGCUUGGAGGGCAUUGUUCGGGACUUAUGUUCUCUGGCAACAACUCCGACAUUCUAAGCUAUUCAUGGACAAGUUCAUAACCAAAAGGAUACCGAAGCCAUCAUAUUACAAGAUUUCUCCGUACUUGUCCCUGUCUGCAUUCGAUACAACCCCUGCGGCGGUUCCCGAACCCGAGCAAGUAACAGCUUCUGCAACUUCUCCGAUACCAUUUCCGCUACAGAUGGAUCCUUUCAGGAUACUAUCCGCACAUGAGGUAGAAGAGGCAAAGGACUGGUACGAAGCAAACAAGGCCAUGGCAGCGGGAAAAUGGUUCAGUACAAUAUGGCUGAAGGAUGCGUGGGUUGAUAGCGAGGCUAUCGACACAUACAUCGAGUUUCUUGAGAAAAGGCAUAACGACCUUUCAAUAGCAUAUCCUCAAGAUUGCAAGUUCUGUCCUACGUAUUUUACGCAAAGCCUUGAGGGGUGUUUGCCUGUUUUGAUUGCAUACCAGGCCUCCAAAUCGGCGUCAGAACGGGCCGAGCUAUUAGGUCAGAUGGGUACGGCCUACGCAAUUGCCAAGCAGCGAGAUAAACCAUACGCCAAAGCAAUUUGGUGUUAUGAACGGGUCUAUGCGCCCAUAAAUCACGAAAAUUCACAUUGGUUUCUGCUAGUCAUCUAUCCUAGAGCAAGAGAAAUUGUUGUUGUGGAUAGCUUGUGCACCAAUUUAUUGCCGAAGUACAAGCAAAAGAUGAAGAAGAUGACUGAUGCACUCCCCAUCCUCUUCCAUGCCACUGGAGACAGCACUGCGCUUGAAGGGAAGAAGUGGACCGUCAGAGUCGAUGAAUAUGCGCUGAAGCAGGACAAUGGUUAUGACUGUGGCAUAUUCGUAAUGAAAUACAUCAAUAUUUUAUUGAGCCUUAUGGCUAAGAAGCGUGGUGCACAGGAAACAGAAGAAGAACAAUACAAUCGUCGCUCCAAGCGAAGGGAGGACAUUGGAGCGCCAACCUCAACAAUCGCAGCUACCCGGGAGAAGAGAGUUAGCUCGGGAUCUCAAAAGGGUCCAUCCACGUCUUAG
Magnolia sinica is the source of this 1221-nucleotide messenger RNA. RefSeq lists its product as uncharacterized. The transcript is spliced from 6 exons. The record is from RefSeq and is a predicted model, not a curated record. The coding region runs from base 1 to 1221 and encodes 406 amino acids. Gene Ontology annotation, cellular component: nucleus. Lineage: Eukaryota; Viridiplantae; Streptophyta; Magnoliopsida; Magnoliales; Magnoliaceae. Gene Ontology annotation, biological process: protein desumoylation. Gene Ontology annotation, molecular function: deSUMOylase activity.